Molecule: messenger RNA, 1338 nt
Organism: Radiomyces spectabilis
Lineage: Eukaryota; Fungi; Mucoromycota; Mucoromycetes; Mucorales; Radiomycetaceae
Product: homoserine kinase
Exons: 3
Coding region: 112-1158 (348 amino acids)
Biological process (GO): L-threonine metabolic process
Molecular function (GO): homoserine kinase activity; ATP binding
Source: RefSeq, a predicted model, not a curated record
GUUCGACAAGUUUUAGGUGAAUUUUUGGGUUGCACUCGUUAUCGUCCUCUUAUCACUUGGUAAACCUUCCUUCCACGCUUUUUUGAUCACCAAGUUCCCACCCACCACAUCAUGUCUGCGUUGAAUGCCCCACGAAAAUUUCGCAUCACCGCACCCUGUUCGACGGCGAACAUUGGACCAGGGUUCGAUGUGCUGGGCAUUUCACUGUCCAUGUACUUGAGCUUAGACGUUGAAAUCGGUGCACAACAGGAUGCUCCAUUUGUUAUGACCUAUUCGGGCGAAGGCGCUAAGGAUGUUCCACUUACUCCAGAGCAUAACUUGAUUACGAAGACCGCUCUUUAUGUCCUCUCGGCGAAUGGGAUCAAGCAGUUACCGCAACCUUUGAAAAUUCAUGUGCAGAACCCUAUCCCGCUUGGUCGAGGACUCGGAUCGUCUGGUGCAGCUGUCGUUGCUGGUGUCUUGUUGGGCAAUGCAUUGGGACAGCUCAAGUUGGGCAAAGAUCGGUUAUUGGAUUAUUGUUUGAUGAUUGAACGUCAUCCCGAUAACGUUGCAGCGGCAUUGAUGGGCGGUUUCGUCGCUUCUUAUUUGCGUGAAUUGGAUCCCGAAGAUGUCAAGGGCGUUCCUGCGUCGGAAUCUUUACUCGACAUUACCCCUUCGCAAGAUGUGCCUCAACCUCCUUCAGGCAUCGGUCAUUUUGUGAGACUCAAUUGGGCCAAUGAAAUCAAAGCAAUUGCCAUUGUGCCUCAAUUUGAAGUGGCCACCGUCAAAGCCAGGUCAGUGUUGCCGCAGACUUACGAUCGUGCAGAUAUGAUUUUCAACUUCCAGCGUCUUGCAGUAUUGACAACCGCAUUGGGCCGUUCACCUCCGGAUGCCGAUCUUAUCUACAAUGCAAUGCAAGAUAAGGUUCAUCAACCUUAUCGCAAAACUUUGAUUCCUGGUCUUCCUGAAAUUUUGUCAACCAUCACACCUGCAAAGUACGAUGGCUUGCUCGGUAUUUGCUUGUCUGGUGCCGGUCCUACCAUCUUGGCCCUUGCAACCCACAAUUUUGAAGCCAUUGCCGAAGCUGCCCGUGCGGUCUUUGCGGAACAUGGUAUCAAGGAUAGCUUCUACCGAGUUUUGGAUGUAGAUACUGAAGGAGCCAACGAGAAAGAACUGUAAACUUGACUGGUCCCGCAUCAACGGCAUACCCUCGUUUCUCAUCUUGCGUAUACUAGAUUUCUGUAAGAACUAAUAUAGAAUGUGUGUACAAUUUAAUUUCACAGUACAUCCAAUGGUAUUUUACAAAAUCAACUUUGUUGAAAUUUCAAGUUACUCGGAAAGUGCCCAAGUAGAGGAAGG